Bipolaris zeicola 26-R-13 is the source of this 2034-nucleotide messenger RNA. Its product is annotated as glycoside hydrolase family 37 protein. Bases 1 to 2034 code for a protein of 677 amino acids. Gene Ontology annotation, biological process: trehalose catabolic process. The record is from RefSeq and is a predicted model, not a curated record. Lineage: Eukaryota; Fungi; Ascomycota; Dothideomycetes; Pleosporales; Pleosporaceae. Gene Ontology annotation, molecular function: alpha,alpha-trehalase activity. The transcript has 2 exons.
AUGGCUUCGUUACGACUGUUGGCUAAAGCUUUUGUGGCAGCGGCACCUCUGGCAAAUGCAUUGUACACUAAUGGCAGUGUGAUCGCGCCUUGCGACUCUCCCAUAUACUGCUAUGGUGAUUUGCUCCGCGAGAUUGAGCUUGCAAGACCAUUUACGGAUUCGAAGACGUUCGUUGACUUGCCAACAAUACGCCCAUUAGACGAAGUCCUCGCUGCUUUCGCCAAUCUUCCUCGGCCUAUCAAGAACGACACCGCACUCAAUGAUUUUCUGUCCAAGUACUUUGGAAAAGCUGGCUCUGAACUUGAGGAAGUACCCACGGAUCAGCUAGAGACUCAGCCAGACUUCCUCGACAACGUCAACAGCUCCACCGUAGCUGAUUUCACCCGCCAGGUCAUAGAUAUCUGGCCAGAUCUGACACGUCGAUAUGUUGGAGCUGGAAAUUGCACUGGCUGCGUUAACUCAUUCAUCCCUGUGAACCGCACCUUCGUGGUCGCAGGUGGGCGUUUCCGAGAGCCGUACUACUGGGAUUCGUUCUGGAUCAUUGAAGGCCUUCUCCGUACUCAAGGAUCAUUCACUCAAAUCGCUGAGAAUAUCAUUGAGAAUUUCCUGGAUCUUGUCGAAGAUAUCGGCUUUGUGCCCAAUGGCGCUCGACGAUAUUAUGAAAACCGAUCACAGCCACCACUUCUCACCCAAAUGGUUCGCGUUUAUGUAGAGUACACGCAAAACUACACGUUGCUGGAACGUGCUCUGCCUAUCCUCGAGCAAGAGUAUGACUUUUGGGUCACUAAUCGUACGGUAACGCUUGAACGCGCCGGUAGGAACUACUCGCUAAAUCACUACGCCGUAUCGAAUACUCAACCACGACCGGAAUCCUUCUAUGAGGACUAUGUGACUGCCAACAAUGAAACCUACUUCAACAAGGAAGGCGAAAAGUUCAACGUUACGACCCCACUUACCGACUCUGAGAAAGCUACGCUCUAUUCCAAUCUAGCGUCAGGUGCUGAAAGCGGGUGGGACUAUUCUGCUCGCUGGAUCGCAAACCCUUCUGAUGCUGUUACCGAUACAUAUUUCCCACUUCGCUCCCUCAACACCAAGGAGAUCAUCCCAGUAGAGUUGAACUCGAUCCUGUACCACAACGAGAUAACCAUUGCGGAGUUCCAUCGCCACCAAGGCAACUACAGCGCUGCACGAGCAUGGGCUGAACGAGCUGCACAGCGUAGCGAGGCCAUGACAACGUUCUUGUGGUCUCCUGAACACUAUAGCUACUUUGAUUACAACCUUACAUCUAGCAGCAAGAACAUCUAUACGCUCAGGGAUAACACUAGUACACCCCUUUCGCUCCAGGGCGCACCAGAGGGCCUGCAGGUAUGGUUUGAGAUCUCCCAGUUCUAUCCAUUCUGGACUGGCGCUGCACCAGACAGCAUCAAGAAUGAUCCAAAGGCCAUGCGGCGGGUAUACGCCCGGAUUGAGGAACUCUUGGAAACACAAGACGGCGCCAUUGCAGCAACAAAUCUUGUGACUGGUCAACAAUGGGACAAGCCAAACGUCUGGCCCCCACUACAAUAUAUCCUUAUGCAAGGUCUGUUGAACACGCCACUCGAGGUCGGUGAGGAAGACGACGAGCAAACGACCGAAGACUACGUCUGGACACAAGAUCUCGCCCUCCAACUCGCACAACGCUAUCUCGAUUCUCUGUACUGCACUUGGCGUGUGACUGGUGGAGCAACAGCGGACGUCGCCCAGCUGCCCAAUUCCCAAGGUAACGGGACGAUCUUCGAAAAGUAUUCGGACGCGAGCACCAAUGCUGCUGGUGGAGGCGGAGAGUACGAAGUGGUCGAAGGCUUUGGCUGGUCGAACGGAGUGCUGAUCUGGGCCGUUGAUCAAUUCGGACAGCGACUCAAGACACCCGAGUGUGGAAACAUCACAGCCGCUAAUAUAGGACACGGUGACAAGAAGAAGAGAAGUGCAGUCGAGCUGAGUAAGAGGGAUGCUGAGUGGGUCAAGCAGAUGGGGUCGAGACGAUGGAGGUACUAA